AUGAGGUGGGGCGCGACAGAGAGACACUCGCUCUGAUCUAUACAGAUAUCGAAAGAAGACGGUGAAAAUAGCCUGGAUUUAAAUAAGUCAAAUAUCGCUCUUCUAUUAGUUGAUGAUAAAAGGAAUAAUUCUGUUGGAUCUAUUAUUUGUUGGCUAUGGCAUUGGAAGGAUUCCUUCAACCUAAAUUCUUAAAAUGGCGUUUGUGCUGUGGACUGCGGUGGCAAGUACUUAUUUUCCUCCUGUAUUUCAGUCAUAUUGUGAGUGGUCAAAUCCGGUAUUCCAUUCCCGAGGAGAUGAAGACAGGUUCUCUUAUCGGUAACGUAGCUCAAGACCUGGGGUUAGAUCUGAAAAGGCUCCGAGCGGGAGGCUGCCGAGCGGGUCGGGCCCGUAUCGUGACAGGAGAAAGCAUUCAGUACACAGAGCUGAAGACAGACAAAGGGAUUCUAGUCGUGAGUCAGAGAAUAGACCGAGAACAGAUUUGUGGUGAUAUCACACCGUGUAGCUUCAGCUUCGAAAURAUUCUAGAACAUCCAAUGGAGCUUCAUCACGUUACUAUAGAAAUCCUGGACAUUAACGAUAAUUCUCCAAUAUUUAAGAAAAAUAAUAUAAAUUUAGAAAUCAGUGAAUCCGCUGUUAUUGAUGCGCGUUUUGCGUUGGCCAGUGCAGAGGACUCUGAUGUAGGAUCUAAUGGCCUACAGGAGUAUGUUUUAAGUUCAAACGAUAAUUUCAUUCUAAAACAACAUCCAAAUGCUGAUGGAAGAAAAUAUGCAGAGAUGGUCCUCCAGCAACCGUUAGAUAGAGAAAAGCAUCCUCGUCUCUCUUUAAAGCUAAGCGCUGUAGACGGUGGAAAUCCGCAGAGAUCUGGCACAGUAAAUAUAGAGAUCACUGUCCUCGAUGCCAAUGACAAUGCGCCCGUGUUUAAACAGUCAGUGUACAUGGCUACUGUGAUGGAAAACGCACCGAAAGCCACAUAUAUUACCACCGUAAAUGCCAGUGAUGCAGACAGCGGGACGAAUAGUUUUAUUGUAUACUCUAUUUCAGACAUGAAUGGUGGUCUUGCUGAUGUGUUGACUAUCAAUGAAACCACAGGCACUAUAUCCGUUUCAGGGUUGAUUGAUUACGAAAAAGAGAAAAAGUUUGAACUGAGAAUAGAAGCAAAGGACCAGGGAGGCUUAACCGAUUCGAGUAAAGUUAUUGUUGAGGUCAUUGACAAAAACGAUAAUGAGCCUGUUAUAAGCGUCAUGUCAUUCACGAGUCCGAUUUCUGAAGACUCUCCUCCCGGUACAACCAUCGGUAUCAUCAACGUUAAAGACAUUGAUUCAGGUGAAAACGGACAUGUGAGCUGUAGCCUAGACCAAAACAUCCCAUUUAAGAUCAAAUCUAAUUUAAGAAAUUACUACACCUUGGUAACCGAUGCUAUUUUAGACCGCGAGAGCGUGUCAGAACAUAACAUAACUGUAGUCUCCACGGACGCAGGGUCGCCUCCUCUCUCAAGUAAGAGAACCUUUCACCUGAAGGUGUCCGACGUCAACGACAACGCCCCAGUGUUUCCACGGCGCGUGUACAACUCUUAUAUCGCAGAGAAUAACUCUCCAGGCGUCUCUAUAUUUACUGUUAGAGCUAAAGACACCGACUCCAAUCAAAAUUCCCGUAUUUACUACAUUCUGGAGGAUACUGACGUCAACGGGGCUCCUGUGGCUGCUUAUGUUUCGGUAAAUGCAGAGAGUGGGGUUAUACACGCGGUACGCUCCUUUGAUUACGAACAAAUCAAACAGCUUACACUCGUGGUUAAGGCGCAAGAUGGAGGCUCUCCUCCUCUCAGUAGCAAUGUGACUGUGAAAUUAAUGAUCCAGGACCAGAAUGACAACGCGCCUCAGGUUCUGUACCCAGUCCAGACUAGCAGCUCUCUGGUGGCUGAAAUGGUGCCUCGUUCAAGUGAACAGAACAUCCUGGAUGAACCAGACUCCCCACUAGAGGAUCUGGUAUAA
Molecule: messenger RNA, 1988 nt
Organism: Salvelinus sp. IW2-2015
Lineage: Eukaryota; Metazoa; Chordata; Actinopteri; Salmoniformes; Salmonidae
Source: RefSeq, a predicted model, not a curated record